AUGAAGUUCUUGGUAUUGGCAUGUACACUCGCGACCGCAUCUGCAGCCCUCAAGGGCUACAGUUUGCCACAAACUUCCGGGUCAGCGCAAAGUACCGGCAGUGGAGCAGCUGGUAUUAGUGGACAUGUGUCCGGUGGUGGAUUCUCGACCAUUGCAAGUGGAGGCACAUCCUCUGGUUUUGGACAUGUAGGCGGAAGUGGUAUUUCCACUGGAGCUGGACAGGUCGGAAUUGGACAUACCAUAGGAAGUGGAAUUUCUACACCGAUUGGACAAGUCGUCGUGAGUGGAAAUGUAGCUGGCGUUGGCCCUCUAGCAGGUGCCGGGGUUGGAAUUAUAGAACAAUGUGGAGAGGGACAAGUUCGACAUGUGGAUGGAUCUUGUGUUGAACCAGUUGUUAAUCGGAGAGUUUAUGUGUUUGACGUGCCUGAACAGCCACAACAAGCUGGUCCUUCACCAAUUCUUCCUCCUCCUAGAGUUGAUCAUAACAUUCUCUUCGUGCGCCUUCCUGAAGAUGGAGAAGGACCUGAGCCAAUCGUCGUUCCUCCACCCAGACAGGAAAACAUCAUUUAUGUCCUCAAUAAGAAGGAUGACCAAGCACAGCGUGUUAUCGAAGUACCUGCCCAUCCCCCAAAAGCGCCUGAGAUCUACUUCGUCAAUUACGAAGAAGGAGAUAAUCCAACUCUUCCUAGCGGUGUGGAUCUGCAUACUGCUCUUGGAACCGCAGCUGCAACUGGUGGUCAAGUGCUAGGAGUUAGUGGAGGUGCUGGUGUUAGUGGUGGAUUCAGUGGAGUGACAGGAGGAGCUACAACAGCUGGAACCAACGGAUUCGGAAUUGCUGGCAGUGGAGGUGUUAGUGGAAUUGCUGUAUCUAACACAGGAUCUGGAUUGAACUUCCAGGUUGGCAGCGGCAUUGCUGGGUUCCAAGCAGGAACUGUAAUUGGCAACACCCCCGUAGGCCUAUACUCUACCCCUUAA
Messenger RNA from Penaeus indicus, 975 nucleotides. RefSeq lists its product as uncharacterized. The transcript is spliced from 2 exons. The coding region runs from base 1 to 975 and encodes 324 amino acids. Lineage: Eukaryota; Metazoa; Arthropoda; Malacostraca; Decapoda; Penaeidae. The record is from RefSeq and is a predicted model, not a curated record.